AUGGCCGAGAGGCUCAGCAUCCUUUUGUUGUCUUCAUCAGUGAAGUUCUAUUUUCUGAGUACAGUUCAUGCCCACCAGUUCUUCACCUUGGAAGAGCUUCAUCAUCCACCAUUUCUGCAUGAUGUCAGCCGUAAGGCUCGAGAGAGCUAUUAUAAAAUCCUCUUCAAUGAAAAAUUGUCUAUAGCUGAACAAAAAAUUUCUGAACCUUUUCAGGAAGAAGUCAAGAGCCUCUACGGUAAGAUGGGGAAGCGCAUGGAGGAGACGAACGAUGAAGUAGCCAAGCUGAUUGGUGCCCUACCAGUGGCUCUUAAGAACCUCACUGCAAUAAUGAAGAACGAGAACCAGACGAUGCCUCAGAUGAUGAUGGCCUUGGAAGCACUGAAGGCUGAACACCCUUCGGUAGGGGCUAAAUUAUUGCUGUACCUGCCAGAGGUUUUGCAUGUCGAAAAUUUUCUAAGAGGGAAAAUAGGAUCGGAUAACCCGACGCGACUAUCCAAGUCGUUGAAGUGA
This is a messenger RNA of Haemonchus placei, 510 nucleotides long. The record is from the annotation of a GenBank genome assembly. Lineage: Eukaryota; Metazoa; Nematoda; Chromadorea; Rhabditida; Trichostrongylidae.